AUAAGCCAGCGAGUUUCGAAGCCUCUCCACUUUCGAAACUGCGGUAAUCACUAGUAAUGCCAGAAGCCCCUGGUAAUGCAGAAAAAUGUGAAGUGGAAGAACUGUACCACCAGUUUGACGGACUACAGCUUUCAUCAACACUAGUUGGAGCCAUGAAAUAAGAAGAGUGAAAUUAUUUUUAUAGGAUCAAGAUUAUUUCGGUGCGGCUAAUGGGGCAUUUCCGCAACUGUCACCAACUUCCGGUUCAGGCGUUGCGCUUAGUCACGCUUCGUCACGCGAUCUUUUGCCUCUUCCAAGAUGGCCGAUGAAAGCAAGAAAAAACGUUUUCGAAACGAACCUCGUAGCACGUUAUCCUGCUAUGCUCUGCGACUAAAACCUGGACAAGAAGUGAGAGAAUGUUUACUAAAGUACGUCAGGGACAAAAAACUCGAGGCACCGUUCGUUCUUUCAUGUGUAGGCAGUGUGACGCAAGCUACCCUGCGGCUGGCUAAUGCAGCUAGAGAUACUCCAAAUGAGAUAAUGGAGGUCAAAGGCAGGCAUGAGAUUGUCUCACUUGUUGGAACACUUGCAGAUGAAGGGCACCUUCACGCUUCCCUUUCAGACAAGGACGGACAUGUGGUGGGUGGCCACGUUAUGGGAAACAUGGAAGUUUUUACUACUGCUGAGGUUGUUAUUGGAAACUGUGAUAUGUUGUCAUUUACCAGAGAAAUGGAUGACACGACUGGUUUUGAUGAGCUUGUCGUAACUGAGAAAUAGUAAACUAAGUAGCCUGCUUAAGUUAUGCUGAUCACUUGAGCAACUGUAACAACUAUCGUAGUCAUUAUCUGUUUACA
Molecule: messenger RNA, 833 nt
Organism: Orbicella faveolata
Lineage: Eukaryota; Metazoa; Cnidaria; Anthozoa; Scleractinia; Merulinidae
Source: RefSeq, a predicted model, not a curated record